AUGUCUCUAUAUUUUCACAAAAAAGCCAUCCGUAUCAGUUCGUCCAGACUGUCAGAGCUUCUCAAAACGUACGAAGCUAAUGGACACGGAAAAAAGGUCGACUACCCAGAGGACGAUCAGGAACGGCAUGAUAAAUGCGCAGCAAACUUGAUAUCACUAGCUGAGUGCCUAGACGAGGUAAAAGAGUAUACGGAAACGCUCGAGAGCAAAGUUGACAAUAUGGAGCAAGUUUUCAUGGGUAUCAAAUCCAAAACUGAGCAAAAAGAAUGGAUUGCGGAGAUUGAAGAGUUUGAAAAAGAAUCGGAAUAUUCUGAAAUUGUUAACGAGUCCGCCAAUUUCGUGCUCAGGGAAGACGUGGCAAGUGAGUCUUCCAGUCAAAACGUUCAGGAAGACGAACCAGGAGAGUUUAGUACGAUUAGCAAUGAGUCUGCUAACACGCAAACAUUGCCAUGGUCGCCGGGAAGAAUUUCCGGAGUUUGGGCCGUCUUUGAGACGCUCAUACAUGAAAAUGACGAGUUAUCUACAGUCGAAAAAAUUGUACAUCUCAAAGAAAGUUUGAAAGGAGCAGCUGAGAAAGCCAUUCGAGGCAUCAAGCCUGUUCCAGCCAAGCACGACUGGAACACCAAAGAGGGCUCCUCAGUGCGAGGAAAUCAAUGA
This is a messenger RNA of Cylicocyclus nassatus, 657 nucleotides long. NCBI's taxonomy places the organism in Eukaryota, Metazoa, Nematoda, Chromadorea, Rhabditida, Strongylidae. The record is from the annotation of a GenBank genome assembly.